UGAAGUGGUCCAGAUAAGACACCCCACUCUUCCAGCAACGUUAAAACAAGCUAACACACACUCAGCUGUUCCAUUCUCCUUCCAUCACCACUUUUCUUUGCCCCAUUUUCUUCUGCAUCUGCUAUGGCUAACGGCUGUGGAAACAAACGAGGUCUUAAAAGUGGCAAUGGAGGUCCUGUUCGUAGGUCUCAGAAGCCGGUGGCCACUGUGAACGAUGCCAUUUGGUUUGUGAGUGAACUCAAACACGAGUUUCGAAACCAAAAGGAGAAGUUUCGCUUGUUCCAUCAGUUCUUGGUCGAUUACAGGGAUGAUAGUAUCAGCUAUGCUACUCUUGUGGGGAAGGUGAAGGAGCUUUUGAGAGGGCACAACAAAUUGAUUAUGGGUUUUAACUAUUUCAUAGAGAAGGACUUUUGGAUUGAACUUGACGACGAGACUGCACCACAUGAUGAAGAGCAGUUCAUGAACAAGAUAAAGAACCGAUUCCAAGAUGAUGAGCUUGCUUGCAACUUAAUCUUGGACACUAUAUCAAAGUACAAGGAAGGGCUAAAGGACAUUACUGAGGUUUCACGUGAGCUUGCCAUCUACAUUGAGGGCAAUGAAGAUCUGGUGGAGGAUUUCACUAGACUCUUAGAGCGUCAUGGUUGUGGAGAUGUUGUUGAUGAGGAUGAAGGUGGAAAUCAGCAGACAACAUUUGAUCAAGUGGAGUUGAAGGAGAUAUGAAUUGUUUUUAUGUUGCAUGUUUAAUAAUAUAUACUUUCUUGUUGGACGCUGAUUACAGCGGUAAUAAUAAUUUUGCCGUGCAAUUUUUUCGACAAAAAUUGCAAACAUUAUGACAUAAUGUUUCUGGCAAAAAUUACAGACUUAUUUAGUUUGGGAUGAUAUCUCUAAAAAUAGCUCUAUUUAUAUAAUAUUUCUAUGUUGAUUUCUUGG
Vigna unguiculata (cowpea) is the source of this 930-nucleotide messenger RNA. Its product is annotated as paired amphipathic helix protein Sin3-like 2. NCBI's taxonomy places the organism in Eukaryota, Viridiplantae, Streptophyta, Magnoliopsida, Fabales, Fabaceae. The record is from RefSeq and is a predicted model, not a curated record. Gene Ontology annotation, cellular component: histone deacetylase complex; chromatin. Gene Ontology annotation, biological process: negative regulation of transcription by RNA polymerase II. Gene Ontology annotation, molecular function: transcription corepressor activity.